CGCAUCACGUCGCGCCUGCACAUUACGAUGACAUCAUUGCUAGCCAAUGAGAGGCAGCAAACUUGAACUAUGACCCACAGUUCCCGCCAAAAUUGUUUUGCAAGCAGCCUUCGACUUCAUCUCACCGGAAUCUCGGAGUGAAGCCAAUAGUAUCCAUUCAUUUCAAGAUGGCAAGUCCAGCCCGGAAAAGAGUGUUCCAAGAUGACGAACCACUUAAGGAGACCUUACCCCAGGUCUCUCAGAAGAAAGCUCGGAACAAGAAGAAGGGCACUGAGAGUUUCGAGGACGAGCUGGGCACCACCUCAAAUGACUCCAAGAGUGUACCACAACAGGCAGAAGAGUCUAAGAAGGCACAAGACAGAGAGCUGAAUUAUCUUCGCCAGAAGAUAUUUGACAACCUAGAGUACCAAAAUACUGCAUCAGAAUGGGGUCAUGUCAGAGAGGUCCAGGUCACCGUGCCAUUCUCAGAAAGCAGCUUCAGGAGUGUGUUCCUUCAGCAGUUAUCCAUUCCACGGUGUCGCAAAUUGCUGAAGGAACGUACCCUGAAGAACUGUUUCGGAGCGAGGAAAAUCAGCGUUCCAUGGUACAACAUGGCCGAAGUGGACGCCAUCCUGGGGAUGAACUGGGACGUCAGGACAUUCCGGACCAACACGGUGUGUGAGGUCAUCAGGGAGGAAGGGGUAUGUCUGGCUUGGGGACGCAAGAAGAGGGAAAUGUUCUCCCACAUUAAAUGCCCAAGGUGCAACUGGACUGAAAAUUCUGGAGCUCACCGACCAGCAUGCUGCACACCAGCGGUGUCCUACCUUGUGGGGGAAGCAGAGCUUCACUUCUCAUUCGCAAGGAGGAGGGGACACUGGAUGGUCGGCAUGAUGUAACAUAGUUUAAUCGUCCUCUCUCUAUAUAAGUCAGGGCUCGAAAUACUUAUAUUUCUGUAUACUUGCAUACUUGCACUGGUGCAGGAAACUUCUGAAAUUACCCGCACCAAAUAAAUGUUACUUGCACCAUUCAGAUACAUGUGUUACCCCAAAAGUGGAUAAAAGAAUCUUUUUGAACAUAUUUUAUACACCUUUUUACUGAUAACAAUGGUAAUUAUUCAUAAGGGAAUACUGCCAAAUGCAAUGCAUAGAAACUAAAUAAAUAGUUACAACCAGCAAAGAAAAAUCCACUGGUGCAGGUUAGGUGCAGAUAGACAUCAGAAAUACCUGCACAGUCCAACUUUUACCUGCUUUAACCUGCAUAAAUUAUGCAGCUGGUAUUUCGAGCCCUGUACUUAGUCAUACAGUGACAAUUAAACAGCUAGGAACAAUCAUUAAAAUCAGGUUCAAGUGAAGAAUGAUGAUGAC
Molecule: messenger RNA, 1343 nt
Organism: Branchiostoma floridae (Florida lancelet)
Lineage: Eukaryota; Metazoa; Chordata; Leptocardii; Amphioxiformes; Branchiostomatidae
Exons: 5
Coding region: 168-875 (235 amino acids)
Source: RefSeq, a predicted model, not a curated record